AUGGCGAAAAUCUUCUGUUUAACGAAGAACAUUCUCUGGAAAGAUCCGGAUUUUCCGGCCAAUGAUCAGUCCAUUUAUCGCUCGAAAGUGCCAAAAGAAAUAAGCAAAAAUGCCAAAUUUGUUGAAAAUGUCGUCGAACGGUUCGACGUCAAGCAGGGGAAAACUAGCAAUUGCUGGUUUUUGGCGGGCUUGACGAACUUAACUAUAAACAUGGACCUGUUUACAAGAGUUGUGCCGAUCGACCAGAGUUUCAAGCAAAAUUACUGCGGUGUAGUAAGGUUCAAUUUCUGGCACUACGGCGAAUGGGUAGAGAUCUGCAUAGACGAUCGACUUCCAACGUACAAAGGUAAGUUGUACUUUCUGCACUCGUCAGAAAAGAACGAAUUUUGGUCGGCUCUGUUGGAAAAAGCAUACGCAAAGCUAAAUGAUAUUUCUUAUUAUCUCAAAUGCGCAAAAAAAUGCAAGGACCAAGUGCUGAAUCGGAGCAAGAUUCGCCAAGAUCCUGAUUUACCAUUAACAUUCAUAUUAGGUGGUGACUACCUGAUACUGUACCGAGAGCAAACCUCGCUGCUCAAUUUAUUACAGUUCAUUGGAUAA
Messenger RNA from Soboliphyme baturini, 597 nucleotides. Lineage: Eukaryota; Metazoa; Nematoda; Enoplea; Dioctophymatida; Soboliphymatidae. The record is from the annotation of a GenBank genome assembly.